Molecule: messenger RNA, 1669 nt
Organism: Salarias fasciatus (jewelled blenny)
Lineage: Eukaryota; Metazoa; Chordata; Actinopteri; Blenniiformes; Blenniidae
Gene: hopx
Product: HOP homeobox
Exons: 2
Coding region: 161-391 (76 amino acids)
Biological process (GO): cell differentiation; regulation of transcription by RNA polymerase II
Cellular component (GO): nucleus
Molecular function (GO): DNA binding
Source: RefSeq, a predicted model, not a curated record
CACACGCUCGCGCGCUGCAGAGCUGUCAGUGCUUCGUCUCGUGCGUCCUCUCCGCUGCAUCCCGCGCGCCCAGACGACUCGAGGUCCCUUCAACUUCAGCCGCGAGACUCGGGACGGAAAACAUCCCCACGAGCGGAGGAUACAGAAGGGAAGGAGAAGGAUGGCCUCGCAGAACAUGCAGUCGUGCCUGAAACUGUCCGAGGAUCAGCUCAAAACUCUGGAGCACAAUUUUAACAACGUGAGCAAACAUCCGGACGGAACCACGCUCAUCCUGGUGGCGGCGGAGUGCGGACUGACGGAGGAGGAGACGGAGAACUGGUUCAAGCUUCGUAACGAGCAGUGGAGGAAGGCAGAGGGUCUCCGGCCCAAAGAGGGGUCGGUGUUCGAAUGAGCCUCUCCUCACCGCUUCCUGGAUGGAGUUUGAUUCCCGGCGGACGAACUGACCUCCUCUCCUCUUCUUCUAGUCUGCGAAGCUAUUUUAUCUUGUGGAAUGUGAAGGUGUUUGUGUUGUUGUCGUCAUUGUUGUUGCCAAUUGUAACCGACAUGUUUACAGAAAUAAACAUUAUUAUUGUAAGUUAACCCCCGGCGGCGCGUGCUGUGCAUGUGAGGAAGUUACACAACCGAGGGCCGAAGCUCGGAAAGAGAGGAGAGCAGCGCCUCUUUGUUUUCACUGCUUUGUUUACAUGCGAGUGUGUCAGCGGGGAGCCGAGCCGGACGCUUCGCACGACUAUAAAAGAAGCGGGGAAGAUCAUAAUAGACGCUGCUGGAACGUGUGGGGAUAAAUCUGUGCAGAGCGGGGAACCAUUGUGAGCCAGACAAACGUCAGGUGAUCUCAUGUCAUUGUCUCUCUCUCUCUUUCUCUCACUGGGUGAAUGUGAAAAGGAUGUGAUCUCACUAGAAAGUCUCCGUUUUCCACGGUGGAGUGACGGCCGUGGUUACAGAGCUGGAAAAAUAAUCCAAUGCAUGUAUAUUGUUUCAAAUUGAAGAUGAUAUGUUCACUCUGGGAAUCGCACAUGCAGUGUAAACUGGGAAAAUACAAGUCAAAUGGGCCCACAAUGAUAUUUAAGAAGUAAGAAAACUAAAGAAACUUUUUGGUUUUAACAGCACCUGGAUAACAAUAGUUUCAUUAAGCUACCAAACCCUGAAAAACGAUCCUGAGCUGAAAAAGUGGAAGUAGAUGAGAGGACAGUGGACAGAGUCUCAUUUUCCAGGUCACGGAGAAACGCUGAACCCCCCCACCCACCCCCCCGUGUGGAGGUGGGCUGGAGGAGCAGGAUGAGGUUUCCUGCCAACGAGCUGGAGGCGAGAACGCUGUGAUCGUGGGAACAGCGCACAGAAACCAACACCCAGCCGACAGGUAGCCCAGCCUCCCGUAAAACACACUGCCGCCUUUCACAGGUGUCCAACGACACUGGCACGCUGAUGAGUUAUGAACGCUCAUGUUCCUGUUUACUCCAGAACCCGAAUGUGCAGAAUGCCCCCUCCUCACUCUGGAGGGUAAUUAUAGAAAUACAGAAGUCUCACAGUGGAGAGCUCUGUUUCCUGAACCCCGGGGGGGUGGGGGGGGUUUCCUCUGUUUAGCCUGGUGUGAAAAAAAGCCACACCCACUAAAGAAAACAAGAUAAAAAAAAAAAAAAAUUCUCGGCUGAAAACAUGAGCUGCCUCCCCC